AUGGCAUUCUUAAAAUCAUUGUCACCAAAGCAAUGGGGAAAGGACAAGGACAAGGAUAACAAGGACAAGGAGAAAGAGAAGGAGAAGGAGAAGGACAAGUCAUCAAAGACCCAUCAUCACUUAUUCCAUCAUCAUCAACAACAACAACCUUCGGCAACAACAACAACAACAACCACAACAACAGCUCAACAACUUGAUCAACUCAAGAUAUCUUCACCAAACCAUAACAACUCUGCAACAGAUGGUUCACCUCAAUCACCAAACAUACUUAUAACAUCAGCGACGAGUGCAUCAGGACUGACAUAUCAUCUGGACACGAUGGGCAGCUCAAACGAUGGCUCACUCACAAGCUUGGUCACAUCGAUUGGCUCAAAUCACUCAUCCUCCUCCAGCAUGCUGUCAAGAUCAUCCGAUGCGCCAUUCAAUCAACUGCCACACACUGUCAUUCUAAAGAUAUUGAACAUGCUGGUGCAGAGCAGGAUGGAUGGAGAGAAGUCUGAGAUCAAGCUCGAGAUCCACUCGCCCGCACAUCAACUACAGCAACAGCAACAGCACGCGAGGUUGGCGGAGGGUCUGACCACGUCAGGCGGCUCAAACCUCGCCUCAUCGACACAGAGCGGCACCAACACAGUGUCCAAGAUCAAUCCGAACCAAGACCUUCAGACCCUGUCACUCGUGUGCAAGUAUUGGGCCAGAGAGAUCACGCCUCAGGUGUUCCAUCACUUUGUUGUCAAGUCACCAAAGCACAUGCGAUCAUUCAUUCGACUGGUGAGCAAGGGCAUCCUUGAGGGUGGCCGCAAGUUCAACUUCUUCUACGUGGCCAUGAUCUUGGACAAGUCAUCGUCAUUCCAAAAGUUCAUCAAUAUACUCAAGCACACGAUGACUGACCGUCUACCCGAGAAGUUCUACAAGGCCACAUCAAAGCCGAUCAUCUCCAACAUCCCCAACACACUCUUUGUCUCAUUCUUUGACAAUUGCAAGUCGAUGGAGUACUUUAGGUUCUACCAAAAGUGGGUGUCGCCCGAGAACUUUGAAGCCAUUGGCGAAGCAUUGCGCACCAAUCACUCAAUCACACAUCUUUCCUUCCGCAACAACAACCUCGAGGAUGAUCAUGCCGUCGGCAUCAUCCAGGCGCUAUACGAGAACAACACCAUCCAGAUCCUGGACUUCCGUCUCAACAGGCUCUCCAAUCUAUCGGCCAUCGGACUGGCAGGCGCGCUGCUCAAGAACCGCACGUUGACAUGUUUGGAUCUCUACUACAACAACAUUGGGCCAGAAGGUGGCGUUGCUCUGUCUAACGCGCUAAAGACCAACAAGACAUUAAAGAAGCUGUACUUGGGCUGGAACAACAUCAAUGGACAGACUGCCUCCAACCUUUCUGUUGCCCUCGCCGUCAACCAAGCGAUCGAAUGUUUAUACCUCGACAGAAUCGACGAUCCAUCCGGUGCACAGCUAGCAGAGUCACUCAAGAACAAUCACUCGCUCACAGAGUUGAACCUGUCCGACUGCCAUCUGAAGCAGCUCACGGCCAAAGCAUUGGGAGAAUCACUUGGCGUCAACAAGACGUUGAUGGACAUCAACUUCAAGACCAACCAGUUGGGCGUAGACAUCAAGGAUAUUGCCACGGUGUUGGGUAACGCCAACCACACACUCACCCGUAUCAAUCUCUCGGACAACAGGAUCAACGAUGAGUCUGGUACACUCCUGGCAACAGCCCUGCUCACCAACACUACCAUCGUGUCACUCUCAUUGUCAUUGAAUCAACUUGGCAACACAUUCGCUGAGGAGAUGGGCAAGGCCCUGCAAGUGAACAAAACACUAAAGAUGCUCGAUAUAUCAAACAAUCAGAUGGAGUUCAAGGGAGCCCAGUACAUCGCAUUCGCAUUGGAGGCAAACAGCACGCUCAAGUAUCUUAAUAUGUGUCAGAACAGUCUGUCGCCCAAGAUUGGACAAUUGUUGGCUACAUCACUUACUUCAAACAAGUGGCUGUUGCAUCUGGAGUUGGCAUACUGUGGCAUUGGUGACGAGGGGGCUGUAGCAUUGGCCAACUCUAUCAAGUCCAAUGUAUGUCUGCGUCGACUAAACAUGAGCGAGAACAUGAUCAAGGAUGCGGGUGGACGCGCGUUUGCAGAGGCACUACGUGCCAGCAAGUAUCUACAAGUUCUGGACCUCAGCUACAACAGCUUCACCUACAAGGUUAAGGAGCUGUACGAGCAACUACAAGAAGACAAGGGUUACUCAAUCCAGUUCUCAAUAUCCUCUGUGCCACUGCAAUGGAGGUACCAGACCUAA
Messenger RNA from Acytostelium subglobosum LB1, 2292 nucleotides. RefSeq lists its product as hypothetical. Gene Ontology annotation, molecular function: protein binding. The coding region runs from base 1 to 2292 and encodes 763 amino acids. The record is from RefSeq and is a predicted model, not a curated record. The transcript has a single exon. Lineage: Eukaryota; Evosea; Eumycetozoa; Acytosteliales; Acytosteliaceae.